Cucurbita pepo subsp. pepo (vegetable marrow) is the source of this 837-nucleotide messenger RNA. Lineage: Eukaryota; Viridiplantae; Streptophyta; Magnoliopsida; Cucurbitales; Cucurbitaceae. The record is from RefSeq and is a predicted model, not a curated record.
UACGCCGGAAUUGGAUGGGUCAUUUGGAGAACCAAAGAGGAUUUGCCUGAAGAGCUGAUUUUCCACAUAAAUUACCUCGGAGCGGAUCAACCCACCUUCACUCUCAACUUCUCCAAAGGGUCAAGCCAAAUCAUCGCUCAGUAUUACCAACUAAUCCGCUUGGGUUUCGAGGGGUACCAGAACGUGAUGCAGAAUUGUCACGACAACGCAAUGGUGCUGAAGGAAGGGCUUGAAAAAACAGGAAGGUUCAGCAUAGCGUCGAAGGACAUGGGGGUGCCAGUGGUGGCAUUCUCUCUGAAAGACAGAAGCCGGCACGACGAAUUCGAGGUGUCGGAAAUGCUGCGACGGUUCGGGUGGAUCGUACCGGCAUACCCAAUGCCAGAGGGGGCGAAGCAUGUGUCGGUUCUUCGCGUGGUGAUCAGAGAAGACUUCUCGCGCACGCUAGCAGAGCGGCUGGUGCUUGAUAUCGUGAAAGUGUUGGCGGAGCUUGAUACUCUGCCACCCAAGAAUGGUGCAAAAUCGAGAAGCUUGGAAGAUGGGAACAAGGAGAAGGCAGAGGAAGCAGGGAGGGAGAUAGCGAGUUAUUGGAGGAAUAUAACCAUGGCUAGGAAGAUGAAGCUUGCUGAGACUCAAGCUGGUCCUUCAGUAACAGUCAUUGCCAAAUAAGAAAGAGGACACUCUGCAAUUUUCGAUGGGUUUAAAUCCAAUCAAAAGAAAAUAACAUUUUUUUCUUUCCAUUUAUGAAAUUUUGAGAUUGAAGUUUAUAUGAGUUGUAUUGUAAUUUCCUUUUUCCUCUUAUGGUAAUGUAAUGAGUUCUUAAAUGGAACAAUUAAGUAA